This is a messenger RNA of Trypanosoma cruzi, 2733 nucleotides long. Its product is annotated as trans-sialidase, putative. Lineage: Eukaryota; Euglenozoa; Kinetoplastea; Trypanosomatida; Trypanosomatidae. The coding region runs from base 1 to 2733 and encodes 910 amino acids. The transcript has a single exon. Gene Ontology annotation, molecular function: exo-alpha-sialidase activity. The record is from RefSeq and is a predicted model, not a curated record.
AUGCUCUCACGUGUUGCUGCAGUGGAGACACCCCGUACACACAACCGUCGCCGCGUGACCGGAUCCAGCGGAAGGAGGAGGGGAGGAGGAGAGAGUGAGCGGCAGAGACCCAACAUGUCCCGGCGUGUGUUUGCUUCCGCGGUGUUGCUCCUCCUCGUCGUGAUGAUUUUCUGCGCCACCUGUGGAGCUACGCAAGCUGCUGUGGAGCCGUCGUCUGAUCCGAAGUUUGAAUGGAAGGGCAUCAGUGAAGGUGAUGUAACUGUGGAGUCGUUGGGUGCUCCCGGCCUUUUGAAAGUGGGGAGUGACGUAUUUGCCGUUGCCGAGGCGCAGUGCAAGAAUGGUGAGGGUGGAGACAACACCUUUACUGGCAUUGCAUCCCAAGUUAUCACGAACACAGCAGGUAACGAACCGAAGGAAGUGCUGAAGGAUGCCAGGGAGAAAACACAAUUUCUGGAGGAAGGCACUUCUCCAGAGGCGAAAAAAGUAGAUGUGAGUCGACCAACAGCAGUUGUGAAUGGAAGCGAUAUUUACAUGCUUGUUGGGAAAUACAGCCGUAAUGGUGGUCAGGAGAGUGGUGCAGGUGACUGGGGACUAUUGCUGGUGAAAGGGACAGUCAGUGGUGAAGAAAGUAACAAACAAAUUGACUGGAAAGAUACCAACGCUGUGCCGAAGACACCUUUGGGCGAACAACUUUCAUCCUUGACAGGACUGAUUGGCGGCGGUGGAUCGGGUGUUAAGAUGGAGGACGGUACGCUUGUGUUCCCAGUGGAAGGCAAGAAGGAUAAGGAUGACAACGGAAAGGAUGAAAAAACCGUGUCGCUGAUUAUAUUAAAGGAUGCAGAGAGUUGGACGCUGUCGAAGGGGAUGUCUGACGGUGGCUGCAGUUAUCCCUCCGUCGUGAAGUGGGAGAAGGACAAACUCUUGAUGAUGACUGCGUGUGGUGAUGGCCGCCGCAGGGUGUACGAGUCCGGUGACAAGGGGGAGUCGUGGACGGAGGCACUCGGGACACUCUCGCGCGUGUGGGGCAGCAAACAGGACGGAGAAGCGAAGGCCGUUGGGAACGGGCUCACCACAAUGACUCUUGACGGUGUUGGAGAUGAGCAGAAAAAUGUGAUGCUCGUUACUCUGCCGGUGUAUCCCAAAGAAAAUGUGGAAAAGGGCGAACUCCAUCUUUGGCUGACGGACAAUACGCACAUUGUUGAUAUUGGGUCGGUAUCCGGGAAGGACGAUGACGUUGCCGCCAGCGCCCUGUUGUACAAAAGUGCUGGAAGUGGAGAUGAUAAUAAUGAGGAGUUGAUUGCACUGUACGAGAGGAAGGGCGAUGAGAAAGAAAAACCAUCGCCCGGUAUGGUCUCUGUGCGUCUGACCGAGCAGCUGCAGCGUGUGAAGGAUGUGCUGGCGACCUGGAAGGAAGUGGACGAACGUGUCUCCGAGCUGUGCCCUUCUGAGGGUGCUGUGCAGGCUCCCUCACCUUACACUGCCUGCAGCGCUACUGGUAAGAUCACGGAUGGGCUGGUUGGCUUUUUGUCCGGCAACUUCUCUGAUGGCAAAUGGAGGGACGAGUACCUCGGAGUGAACGCCACAGUAACUGGUGGGACAACAAAAGUAACAGAGUCUUCAGAUGGAGUGACGUUCCAGGGUGCGUGGGCGGAGUGGCCUGUUGGCAGGCAGGGGGAGAAUCAGCUGUACCACUUUGCGAACCACAACUUCACUCUUGUGGCGACGGUGUCCAUCGACGGUGUGCUGAAGGAGGGAGAUACCCCCAUUCCAUUGAUGGGUGCGACGAUGAAUGGCGAUGAUAAGACUGUUCUCCUGGGACUGUCGUACGACAGCGGAAAGAAGCGGGCAGUGUUGUGCGGUGGUGGACAGAAAAAGGACCACAGCAGCCCUUGGGAGCCAGGGAAAACACACCAAGUGGCCAUUGUGCUGCAGAACGGCACCCAGGGCUCCGCGUACGUCGAUGGUAAGCGUGUGGAGCACGAAACGUGCUCACUAAAAACUACGAAUUCUAAAGGGAUCUCACACUUCUUCAUUGGAGGGGAUGGAGGCAGCACAAAGGGCCAAGAAGGCUUGUCUGUGACUGUGACGAAUGUCCUGCUGUACAACCGUCCUUUGGAUGACGAUGAGAUUGCAGGGCUUGCCAAAAAUACAAUUACUAUUCCAAAGCUGGAAGAUCCGAAGAAAUCGGCGACACCUCCUCGUUCACCAGCGGUAAGUGGAUUACCUGUGGAAGGAACCGUGUCUCGAAGUAAUUCUGCCGGGCAACUGCCGUCGGAGCAGGAACAGCCGAAGGGGAGCAAUGGUGCGCGUGCUGGCGGCGCAUCCACACCAGCGACUUCUACCGCCGCGACUUCUUCAGGAAAGGAGCCCGUAAACCAGCAGACAUCUGGAACCUCUCCCAGUGGAAACAAAAAUGUGGAUGUCUCUUCCUCGUCUGACGCCGACCCAACGGUGGUGACAGGGAGUGGAGAAACGGUGCAGGGAGAUGGAUCACCCCAAACUCCUGAGGUGAGCAUGAGCUCUGGUGAGGAUGGGGAGACGACGGAAGGAACGGAUGCGCAGGGAGAGGAGGGAAUCCAUCCACAGGCCGGGGAAGUAAAGUCUGCGGCACUCAGCAGUAGUCUCGGAAAUUCGUCGCAGGGGAAUAACAGCGAUGCGUGUACUGUGCGUGGGAGCAGGGCGCUGCCGCUGCUCCUUCUGCUGUUGGGACUGUGGGGGUUUGCGGCUGUGUGA